AAGACCAAAUCUGAUUAAAUUCUGGUUAAAUGAGCCAAAUGAGCAAAAGUUUCCCAUCAUCUCCCACCAACUCCAUAUUAAGUGGAGGUUUGUCUGGCCAAAACAAUUGUAAUACCGUAUCGGGUGGGCAAACGAGACUUGGACCUGCACCGUUGACUUCCCACUUCUCUCACAACUCCCACUCUCGGUCUGUCUCUCUCACCUCGAUUAUCUGUCUCUCGACUCGACUUGGACUCUGGACUCUCAGACCCAAAUUCGCAGCGCAGAGCUCCGUUCGUCCGUCCAACCACCACCAUCAUAUUUUCUCAACUCGAGCACUCCUGACCACUAUCUGUGUUCCGAAUCCUCAGUUUUAAGGAGUGACAAUUUGAGAUUUGGCGGGAUAUCCAGUUGGAGAAGCACUUGAGUAGGGGUUGGGAGAGGGAGAGGGAGGCGAAUGCAAAGGUGGAAGAGUGGGAGAUUGAUUUGGCAAAGUUGGAUAUAAGACAUGUUAUUGCUCAUGGAACCUAUGGCACCGUGUAUCGCGGUGCAUACGAUAGCCAAGAUGUUGCAGUUCCUUGAUGGCAAGCCAUACGACAGGAAAUGCGAUGUCUAUAGUUUUGGUUUUUGCUUGUGGGAAAUCUAUUGCUGCGACAUGCCUUAUCCUAAUCUAAGUUUUGCUGAUGUCUCAUCUGCAGUAGUGCGACAGAAUUUACGACCAGAAAUUCCAAGAUGUUGUCCAAGCACAUUGGCUAGCGUCAUGCGAAAAUGUUGGGAUGCAAACCCGGAUAAUCUUCCUGAAAUGGAAGAGGUAGUGAAAAUGUUGUAUGCAAUAGAUACUAGCAAGGGAGGCGGCAUGAUACCCGAAGACCAGUCUACCGGCUGUUUCUGUUUCAGCACACCUCGCGGUCCAUAACCUUCUUUGUUUCGUGUAAUAUGCUUUUAUAGAUUGUGCAGUGCAUAUUAAGACCGGUUACCAUUUCAGUGUUAGACUGCAGACAGCAGGCAGUCUUUGAAUUAUCAGUCACAUCUCUGAAUAAUGCACCAACAGCAUUUUUGAAAACCCAUUUUGCUUGUGGCUCCUUCAUUCUUAUUGUAAAUUAGUUUGGAAAUCAAGUUUUUACUGCAAUUGUGCUUU
Molecule: messenger RNA, 1117 nt
Organism: Malus domestica (apple)
Lineage: Eukaryota; Viridiplantae; Streptophyta; Magnoliopsida; Rosales; Rosaceae
Source: RefSeq, a predicted model, not a curated record